Molecule: messenger RNA, 1014 nt
Organism: Panicum virgatum (switchgrass)
Lineage: Eukaryota; Viridiplantae; Streptophyta; Magnoliopsida; Poales; Poaceae
Product: protein FATTY ACID EXPORT 7-like
Exons: 3
Coding region: 70-696 (208 amino acids)
Cellular component (GO): membrane
Source: RefSeq, a predicted model, not a curated record
ACCUACCACCUAGAAAAAAUCCCCAUCACGACUAGCACCACCGCCCACAGUGAAGAAGUGAAGUCAGCCAUGGCCCUCGCGCUCGCCACGACCCCACUCGCGCACCUCGCCCUCGCCCCGCCCCCGAUCUCCGGCUCCCAGUCCUCGCUGCUGCUGCUCCCGCGCCGCCCGUCGCCCGCCGGCGUCUCACUCUCCCUACGUUCGCGCCUCACCGCGGCCGUCGCGACCAAGGAACCCGAGCUCGGCGGCGGCGGAUCGGAGGGCGGUGACGGUGCAGGAGGGAGCGGAGGCGGUGGCGGUGACAGCGACCCGAGGGAAGGAGGUCCGGAAGGGGAAGGGGAGGGGGAGGAAGAGAAGAUGGGGCAGGGUCUAUCCAUGUCGCAGAAGCUCACUCUCGCCUACGCCGCGCUCGUCGGAGCUGGUGGUGUGAUGGGAUAUAUGAAGAGUGGAAGCCAGAAAUCCUUGGCUGCAGGAGGCAUAUCAGCCCUCGUCCUAUACUUCGUCCACACUCAACUCCCAGUGAGGCCUGUCUUUGCAUCAUCAAUUGGUUUAGGUAUAUCGGCUGCGCUACUAUCAGUGAUGGGGUCUCGCUUCAAGAAGUCCGGGAAGAUAUUCCCGGCCGGUGUCGUGUCACUCGUGUCCCUAGUCAUGGUCGGAGGCUACUUCCAUGGGAUCUUGCGUAGCUCCCAUGCUUGAUAGAAUCCAUUUCCAUCACACCAUCUGCACUACGCAUUGGCAUCACUAUCAUGUUUCCUGUUUCAUGCACUUUAGGCACCCUUUGUUGUUUUAAGUGUUAUUAGAGUUACCGUUCUUUAAGUUUAGUUCAUGUUCAGUGCCUCUGUGGGACAGAUAGUCAAUAAGCACGACUGUGAGCUGGUAGUUGUGAAAGACGAGCAUGUUUUUUUUUUGAAUUCUGAAAGACGAACAUUUUGAAAAUCAGUCCUAGUAGGUCCUGAUCUUAUGUUCCGGUGAACCGGGGCCAGUUGAUCAGACACAGGUGCUGAUUUUCAUGUA